AUGUCUCGACCAGCGCUGUUGGCGCCAGUCAACGCUACCACGCCGCAUCGACGCCGCAGCCAUCUCCCGACCGCCUUGCUGAAGGGCAAAGAGGGGAUGGCGUCUGGGACCACUUAUUGUGUUUGUGGACAGCCGUAUGAUCCCAGACAAUUUAUGAUACAGUGUGAUAGUUGUCGAGAAUGGUAUCAUGGGAGUUGUGUUAAGGUGCAAGAAGUUAUAUCUAAAGAGUUGGACCGAUACCAUUGCCCAGCAUGCGCUCCAACCUUUGGGCCAAGUCGCUGUAAACCAAGAACCAACUGGCAUCGUCAAAAUGCCAGUGAACCAGAUGCAGAGAAUAAGCCUGUUCAAACUGGCACACCUGUUUUUGUGGACGAGUUGAAAUCAAGACAUUUUGCUGUCCCUGAUGAUAUCAUUAUACACCUCCCUGGGGAACAGUUAACUGUUCAGUAUUUACAAGAACAUGGUUUUGAGAGACCAAUUCUUAUCAACACCCCUGAAGGGUUGGAUAUGUCUGUACCUAGUGAUGACUUCACUGUUCGGGAUGUAGCUCAUUUUAUUGAUUACUAUUUGAAUCCUCAAAGACUUAAAAUUUUGAAUGUAAUAAGUUUGGAGUUUACAAAUACAAGAUUGGCAACAAUUGUGGAAGCUCCUUAUAUUGCCCGAAAAUUGGACUGGGUAAAUUAUGUCUGGCCUGAGGAAUUGCCAGAAACGGCAGCAUUUCAAAAACCUGAGGUGCAAAAGUAUUGCCUCAUGGGAGUUAAGGAUUCAUAUACCGACUUUCAUGUUGAUUUUGGUGGAUCCUCAGUAUGGUAUCAUAUUUUAAAGGGUGAGAAGAUUUUUUAUCUGAUUAAACCAACACCAGCUAAUUUGUCCUUGUAUCAAAGAUGGAUGACAUCCAGUUCACGAAGUGAAACAUUUUUUGGUGAUCAGGUUGACGAGUGUUACAAAUGUGUAAUGCAAGAAGGGCAGACCAUGAUGAUACCUACUGGUUGGAUCCAUGCUGUACUCACACCUAUAGAUUCUUUGGUGUUCGGAGGAAAUUUUUUGCACAGCCUUAAUAUUCCUAUGCAAUUGCAGAUUUAUGAAAUUGAAAAGAAAAUAAGAACUCCCGGCAAAUUUUGUUUUCCUGCUUUUGAAACUACCAACUGGUAUGCUGCUCGAGCAUUAUUGGAAGAAAUGAGAGAGUUAAAUAAUCAAGGCAGGAUGUUGCCUAGUUAUCUCUUGAUAGGAGUAAAGGCUCUCAUUUUAACGCUGAAGCAGUGGAAUCAAGAUAAAGAUUUUAAUAAGAGUAGGAGAGAACAAAUUCCAGAGGACAUAGAAGGCCCGAAGUUACUGAAAGAUUUAAGUAAGGAAGUGCGACAUGCUGAAAGAUUUUUGAACUCUUUGAAUCCUCCGAAACCAGAACGAGAGUCUAAGCGUAAGAAGAAAAAGCCUGUUAACGCUGAUUUUGUUGAUUUUACUGAACCUCAGAAUAUGGCAGAUCCUUACGAUACUCCUGCGCCUUUGAAAUUAACUAUUAGAACUGUGCCCAAAACAGUCAGGAAAGCUGCAGCAUCACCUAGUGUGCCAUCUAGACCACCGUUAAAAUUAACUCUGCCAAAGCCUGCUACAUACCCAUAUAGUACUAAUGUUUUGGCAGACGAAGCAAACAAUAAAAAUUUGAAACAAGAGAAUGCUGUUUUAAGUGAAAACAUAGAUAAGAUUCCCAAGAAACCUUGGUCAUCUCUUCUUGGAGACCAAAGCCUUCUGAAGAACAAGCACAACGAACUGAAACUGAGUUCUAAAAAUGCUGGACAUCCUGUAAAGAAUGAAUCUAUAUAUGACUUUCACGAUGAAAGCGAUGAUGAGAAAAUGGUUUUUCCAAAAUCUCGACUUGGUGGGGAUGAUGGAAAUGAUGAUGAUGAUGAUGAUGAUUCUGGUGAUCGUCUUAUGAUUGAUGAGAAACCUAAAAAGAGGAUUGCCAAAAUCAACCCCUUUCGAAUGAAAAUGGCAUUAAUAUCGGAAGGACCAAAAAAUGGUAUAGAUGAACUUUUAAAAGCAUCAGGAUACACUGUGGGUGAUGCUGGAGACCCAAAUAUGAGAUUAGAUGAUAUAGAAUCAGUACAAGCAUCGCCUUCAACCAAAGAAGCUAUUGCUGGGAUGCUGUCCAUGUCAAUGUCCAUAGGUGACACGAAUAGUUCGGAAGAUUCAUCGCCCAAAUCAAGAAGCAAGAGGGCGCAAUUUUCAGAUGAUUAUGGAGAAAAUAUUGAUAAAGUGCAUCAGGAUGAGGACUACAUUUACCCUACUUUAGAUGCAUCUGAUGAUGAAGAUGUUAUAUUCAAACCUCGAGGGAGGCGUAAGUUAGAUGAGGCCUGGAGCCCAAAAGCACGUGUUGGUCCUCUAGUUCCUAAAACUGACAGACCUACCCGAGAAGGUACAAAAAAGCAGUCGGUUGAAAAAGGUCUUGAAGCUGCUGCUGCAAAACGAGCAGGUUUGCCUGCACCAAAACGUCCUUAUAAUAGGAAAAAAAUACGUCCUCCAAAUGAAAUUCUUGCUGCACCCUCCGUAUCAAGUGGAGAAGCACCAUCACCGAAGAAGCUUGAUCCCAAAUUGUUUUUAUAUAUUUUACUUUGUGAAAUUUUUCGAAAAUAUUCAUUUUCGAGGUUUUUGAUUCAGAUUUUUGUAAACUGGGUCUCAAAAGUGUCAUAUUUCAAGGAAUCUUUUCUCAUUUCUUUUGCCAUUUAUGAGAAAAGGGACUUCAUCUUAAAAUUUGGAUUUAAACUGUUUAAAGAUUUAAUGUUUGAAACUUUAAAUGAGUAA
Molecule: messenger RNA, 2799 nt
Organism: Gryllus bimaculatus (two-spotted cricket)
Lineage: Eukaryota; Metazoa; Arthropoda; Insecta; Orthoptera; Gryllidae
Source: the annotation of a GenBank genome assembly